This is a messenger RNA of Cutaneotrichosporon cavernicola, 1890 nucleotides long. RefSeq lists its product as uncharacterized. Gene Ontology annotation, molecular function: transmembrane transporter activity. Gene Ontology annotation, biological process: transmembrane transport. The coding region runs from base 1 to 1890 and encodes 629 amino acids. The record is from RefSeq and is a predicted model, not a curated record. The transcript is spliced from 3 exons. NCBI's taxonomy places the organism in Eukaryota, Fungi, Basidiomycota, Tremellomycetes, Trichosporonales, Trichosporonaceae. Gene Ontology annotation, cellular component: plasma membrane.
AUGAUGACGUAUCGGCCGCCAGUCCGCCAGUUGGACCCUAAACACAUACCCGCCACCUCCACAUUCAGCAUGUCGGACGCUUCGUCGGUGACGGCGAGUCCAGCCACUCCAGCCACCCACGACGGAAAGCCACUGAGCGCAUACACACUCCGCCGCUUCCCGUGGCGACCGUACGUUACCCCAUUCGAAACCAUCUUCAACCACCCCUACAAGGGCAGCGGGACAACAGAGGACCCAUACAUUGUCGACUGGCUUGUCGAUGAUGCCGAGGACCCGCAGAGUUGGCCCCAGGUGUUCAAGUGGAGCCAGAUUGUCGUUGCGUCCUUUGCCGCCCUCGCCGUCGCCCUAUCUUCGUCGGCUUAUACUGGCGGUAUUCCAAGCCUCAUGGCCGACUUUCACAAACCCUCCACUCUUUUCUGGACCGGCGGCGUGUCCCUCUUCGUUUUGGGAUUCGCAUUCGGCCCUCUCUUCUGGGCACCCGCAUCCGAGGUCUUUGGUCGCCGCCGCGUCUAUAUCGUCUCCUACGUCUUCUUGACCUUGUGGCAGGCCGUGACUUGCGCAGCGCCCAACCCCGGAUCGGUGCUCGUCUUCCGUGGCCUCGCUGGCUUGUUUGGAUCCUCACCCCUCGCCAACGCAGGCGGCACUAUUGCAGACGUCCUCGAACCUACCCAGAUGGGCCUUGGAAUGGCUCUGUUCUCAGUCGCGCCGUUCCUAGGUCCUGCCCUCGGACCUAUUAGCGGUGGAUUCCUCGGCGAGACAGCAGGUUGGCGCUGGGUCAUUGGCAUGCUCGCACUGUUCUGCGCCGCUGUCCUCAUCCUCAUCUUUUUCCUCAGCGCUGAGACCUACGCCCCCCUUCUGCUCCGCCAGCGCGCGGCCAAACUCUCCAAGAUGACCGGCAAGGUAUACCGCUACCGCGCCGACGCAGCCAAGCCGCUCAACGCCUUCAAGUUGUUCAAGGCCUCCCUCAUCCGCCCUUGGAAGUUCCUCAUCUUUGAACCCAUCGUCCUCAUCCUGUCAAUCUACGUCGCUAUCAUCUACGGCAUUCUUUAUCUCAACUUUGCGGCGUACCCCAUCGUCUUCAGCCAGGGCCGCAAGUGGUCGAUUGGUAUUUCCGGCCUCGCUUUCCUCGGUAUCAUGAUUGGCGCCAUCCUCUCCGUCAUUGUCACCAUCGUCUGGACAAACCCUCAGUACAUCAAGACGAUCAAGAAGCGUGGUUACCCUGUUCCCGAGGAUCGUCUCGCUCCAGCAAUGUGGGGCGGUAUCGUCAUCAUCAUUGGUCUUGCUGGAUUCGCGGCCACCGACGGCCCCAACGUUCACUGGAUUGCACCAAUCAUCUUCGGCGUCCCCUUCGGCAUGGGAAUGGUCGUCCUCUUCCUCUCAUGCAUGGGCUACCUCGUCGACGUGUAUGUCAUCUACGCGGCCUCAGUCCUCGCAGCCAACUCGGUCCUUCGUUCCCUCUUCGGCGCAGCCUUCCCCCUCUUCACCAAACCAAUGUACGAAAAGCUCGGUGUUCACUGGGCCGCUGCACUCCCCGGAUUCCUCGCACUGGUUUGCGCCCCCUUCCCCUUCCUGUUUUACAAGUACGGCCACAAGAUCCGCGAGAAGGGCAAGUACGCUUCCGAGGCUGCGCGUAUCUACGCCCAGAUCAUUGCUGCGCGCAAGGCCGCACAAGCACAGGCUCCGGCCGACGAGGAGAAGGGCGUCAGGACCGCCCAGGAAAUCGAGGACGACCUCCUCUCCGAGGCCGGCGCAGACGACCCCGAACUGUACGACCUCCAGCGUACCAUCUCGAUGGAGGAGGAGCUCAGCGAUCCCCGUGUUCGGCCCACCAUGUCCCGCUCGAUGUCUCGCUCGAUGUCGCGUUCGCGGUCACGUUCGUUCUCGCAUUAG